AUGGCUGCGACUAUUGACUUUGAGCCAAAAUUUAUCACCUUUGAUUGUUAUGGCACAUUGACUAACUUCAGCGAGAUGGGCGGGCUCGCUCGCCAGAUAUUUUCUAACCGCAUUAAAGGUGACGAGAUGGACCAAUUUGUUCAUCUCUUCAGCGGAUACAGAUUCGAUGAGGUUUUGGGGCCCUACAAGUCAUACGACAAAGUUCUGUACAACGCCAUCAAGCGCACUUGCGAAAGGACUGGCAUCAGUUUUUCGAAGGAAGAAGCAGAAAGCUUCUAUAAGGCCGUCCCAACCUGGGGACCAUGGCCCGAUGUACCGGAGGGCCUCCGGCGACUAGCUACAAAAUACAAACUUGCUAUCCUGUCAAACACAACCAAUGAAAUAAUCAUGUCCAAUGUCGACAAGCUUGGCGCUCCCUUUCAAGCAGUCUUCACCGCACAGCAAGCCCAGAGCUACAAGCCGAGAAUGGCAGGAUUCGAAUAUAUGCUCGAUAAACUAGGUUGCAGGCCGGAGGAUGUUCUUCAUGUUUCAGCGAGUAUGGAAUACGAUAUUCAGACCGCGGACGCUAUGGGAAUCAAGCACAAAGUUUUUGUGAACCGGGGAAAGGCUGCUACAAAGGCUGAUUUUCACUACUACGAAGUUGAUGGGAUUGACACGCUAGCAACCGCACUGGGCCUGUAA
Molecule: messenger RNA, 681 nt
Organism: Grosmannia clavigera kw1407
Lineage: Eukaryota; Fungi; Ascomycota; Sordariomycetes; Ophiostomatales; Ophiostomataceae
Product: haloacid dehalogenase type 2
Exons: 1
Coding region: 1-681 (226 amino acids)
Molecular function (GO): hydrolase activity, acting on halide bonds, in C-halide compounds
Source: RefSeq, a predicted model, not a curated record